Arabis nemorensis is the source of this 936-nucleotide messenger RNA. NCBI's taxonomy places the organism in Eukaryota, Viridiplantae, Streptophyta, Magnoliopsida, Brassicales, Brassicaceae. The record is from the annotation of a GenBank genome assembly.
AUGCCGGAAGAAGAAGAUUUGGUGGAACUUAAAUUCCGGUUAUAUGACGGUUCAGAUGUUGGUCCGUUUCAGUACUCUCCAACCGCCACAGUCGCAAUGCUCAAGGAGCGAAUCGUUUCCGAAUGGCCUAAAGAUAAGAAGAUUGUUCCAAAGUCUGCGAGUGACAUUAAGUUGAUAAAUGCUGGUAAGAUUUUGGAGAAUGGUAAAACUGUUGCACAAUGUAAAGCUCCAUUUGACGAUCUCCCUAGAUCCGUCAUUACAAUGCAUGUUGUCGUGCAACCGUCUCCAACAAAAGCGAGACCAGAGAAGAAAAUCAAAGAGGAAGAAGCUCCACAGAGAAGCUUCUGCUCAUGUACCAUAAUGUAUCUCUUACAUAAACAAGAAGCAGACCUGAAACUUGUUGUGGAGAAGAUGAAGAAGACACUGAUAACAAUGUUCUUGUUUAUGCUUCUGCAACUUCUGUUAGUAAACUCUUUUUCUCCAAAACAAUCAUCACCAAAACCAGAUGCUGAAAUCACUGUAAUGGGUUUUGUUUACUGUGAUGUCUGUUCCAACAACACUUUCUCCAAACACAGUUACUUCAUGUCUGGCGUGGAAGUGAGAAUAAUCUGCAGAUUCAAAUCAGCUUCGUCAAGAACAAGAGAGAUGGUCACAUUCUCUGCAAACAGAACCACUAACGAGUUCGGAAUCUACAAGGUAACCAUAACUUCUUUAGAUUGUGCCGAAGUGGACAAUCUUGCGACUUCUUGUCAAGCGAGUUUGGUCGGAAAAAGAAGAAGCUCCUCCUUGGAUUCUUCUUGCAACGUUCCUGGUUAUCGAACCACGACUGAUCAAGUCGUGUUUAAGUCUAAACGGUCUAAUCUCUGUGUGUAUGGAUUCAAUGCUUUAAAUUUCAGACCGUUCACGAAGGAUCUUGCCUUGUGUGGCAAGAAAUAA